Messenger RNA from Drosophila yakuba, 2437 nucleotides. RefSeq names its product ras-related protein Ral-a (gene Rala). Gene Ontology annotation, biological process: Ras protein signal transduction. Bases 369 to 974 code for a protein of 201 amino acids. The transcript is spliced from 6 exons. Gene Ontology annotation, molecular function: GDP binding; GTP binding; GTPase activity. The record is from RefSeq and is a predicted model, not a curated record. Gene Ontology annotation, cellular component: plasma membrane. Lineage: Eukaryota; Metazoa; Arthropoda; Insecta; Diptera; Drosophilidae.
CACUAGUUUCUUUCAACCAAGCAAAAUCAACGGAACUAUAAUUGCGGUGUGCGGCGAACGAGAAGAGAAACCGAAAAGCAGCCAAUUUAUUCUUGUGCUUCGAUCCUGUUAACUCAUCAGUUUCCGAUUCUCUGAUCGCGCCUACAACUAUUUUUUUUGUUUAGUUUAGUGCAUCAAGUGCGAGAUUACACAGCAAAGCAACAACAAACGAAGCGACUGGCCAAAGCGGACGCGCAAAAUACUACAAAAAGGAAGGAAGAAAACGAAGUACGCAAAAAGGAGAAAAGCAAAGCAGAAGCAUUUACAACUACAGCAAUAUAGAGUGAUUACGCAUAUUUCCGACACAGAGCGUGAGCGAUCCCGCCAUCAUGAGCAAGAAGCCGACAGCCGGACCGGCGCUCCACAAGGUCAUCAUGGUGGGCAGUGGCGGCGUGGGAAAGUCCGCCCUCACACUGCAGUUCAUGUACGAUGAGUUCGUCGAGGACUACGAGCCCACCAAGGCCGAUAGCUAUAGGAAAAAGGUUGUGCUGGAUGGCGAGGAAGUACAAAUAGAUAUAUUGGAUACGGCUGGCCAGGAGGAUUAUGCCGCCAUCAGGGACAACUACUUUCGCAGCGGCGAGGGUUUCCUCUGCGUCUUCUCCAUUACAGACGACGAAAGCUUCCAGGCAACCCAGGAAUUCAGAGAACAGAUCUUGCGGGUGAAGAAUGACGAGAGCAUACCGUUCCUGCUGGUGGGCAACAAGUGCGAUCUGAAUGAUAAGCGCAAGGUGCCGCUGAGCGAGUGCCAGCUGAGGGCGCAGCAGUGGGCAGUGCCCUAUGUGGAGACCUCGGCUAAAACCCGCGAAAAUGUGGACAAGGUAUUUUUUGAUUUGAUGCGCGAAAUAAGAUCACGAAAAACCGAAGAUUCGAAAGCUACGAGCGGGCGUGCUAAAGAUAGAUGCAAGAAGCGGAGACUUAAGUGUACCCUCCUUUAGGCAUUAGGUGUUUUAUGAUCUAAUCAGGGAUAUUUCAUCGCGUAAAAAACAACGUCAGACGGACGUGAAACAGCCGCCGAAGCCCAACUCUCAUUGCUGCCAACUGCUGUAGGAUGAAGAACAAGAAGCGACAACAACCAUACGAUGAACAAGAAACAACUGCAGCAGCAACAACUUGGAACACAACAACGGCCACACGGAUAACACCAACACAGGAUCGAAGAUGGAUAGCAGAACGAUAUGUUAAUACAAGUUAAUUAACUUAGAGAACACCAGAACACACACAAACAAGCUACAGAUAUCAAAAUUAUUUGCCACACUCACACUCCGAACUCAAACACGUAAUCCAAGUUAACUUGCAUUGUAAUAUACAUAAAUAUAUGAUUUAGGCAACGAAUUUUCCCGAAAACAUCAAGAGAGAAGCACACAGACAGGCAGCUUACAAAUCCUGCCGUUUAUUUUUAGUUAUUUCUUUUGAAUCAUCGAUGUUUGUGUUGCCCCCGUACAAUAAAAUGUUAAAACUAAAACCUAAAGCUAAAGCUUAAACAUAUUAAAUAUAAUCAAUCUUAGACACCUAAAGAAACCCAUAAUAAUUAUGCAAUUUAAAACUUGCUACAUAUAUUUCUCUUGUUUAAUUAUAUAUACGCAUACAUUUUUUUGUAAUAUUUUAAAGUUUAAUAGCAAAUGCAAAACCACACAAACCAACAAGAAACCACACAGAAAAGCUUUUUAUAAAUAUAUCUAUAUAUAUAUUUAAAUAUAUAUAAAAUAGUUUAAAGUAUAAAACACUUCAAAUGCUAGCAAAGAAACAACAGAGGAAAAAGGAAACAAAAAAUAUCUCCAAUUAUUAAUUGUAAACAAAGUGAAUCGAAACAAAUUUUUAAUGCAAUUUUUGUAAUUUUCUAAACCGAAAGCAAAUAAGUAGGGAUUUAUAAACAACAAAAACAAACGAGAAAUGGUAAACUAACGUUUCUGACAAGCUUGGGAGACCUUUUUUUUCCUUGCCGUGAAACACAUCUAAUAUAUGUAUGUAUGUUUAGCAAUUACUCCCGAUUGAUUUGCUUCUUUGUUCACUUUUGUAAAACUGCAUUCUGUAUUGUAAUAUUUAAGCUAUUAUUAUUAUGAUAAUUAUUAUUAUUAAAUAUAUAAGUUAUAUAUGCAAUCAAAUGAUGGUUGGUUCAAGUUUUGUAUGAAGUAUAUUCCUAGUUUGCCCUCUGAAAAUUUGUGUAACACACACAAAAACUCGACCACAGUUAGAGCACUCAACCACCAUUUGUUUCUUUUCUUCUUACGAACACAUACGCGAAUAUCCGAAACAAAAUCAUACAGCCGCAUUUUUUUUUAUAAUAUAUACAUGCAUGUAUAUAAAUAUAAAAAUUACAACUACGAGAGUUAAAAAUGUCGAUUGAUGGAGUGUACGUUUAGCUUGACUCAGAAAUAAAACAAAAAAUAUAAAAACCAAA